GACCGACUCUCGGAUGAUUGGCAAUGGGCUCGAACUUCAUCCGGUUUCUUGCGUCAUCUUUGUUUUCUUUUGUUGCGUUGACAUCGACAGCAGCCGCCUCAGAUAGCUCUUGUCGCGUAUUGUGCAGCCACUCCUCCCAGCAGGGCGCAGCCCAGACAGGGUAUCCUUUCUUUCUCGCAAAGCCUCUCAUGUCCGAGAGGACACGUGUCGGGGGUGCUGUCUUGAAUUUGAGUGCCUUGGCCAUCUCGGCUGCGAUGGUUUUGAAGUCCCUUGCGGAGACGUCCCUUCCAAAGGCGAAGAGCAACCCUUCUGGCCCGGUGAUCUUGACUUUGGGCUGUCUCCUCUUGGUGAUCUUGGUGCUCUUCAUGCUCAUGAUGCUCUCGGGCUGCGGUUGAGUAGUCCUGGCUGGUUUGGCUCGCUUCCUCUCCAGUUUGUUCUGCUCUUUUACGAGCUCUUCCGAAAGGCAGUCUCGGUAUUUGUGCUUGUAAAUCUUGAUCGCGUUCUGAAUCCACCGUUUAUUUCUCGGCAGUCCGCUGAACAAAUGGUCCUCGUUGAUUCUCUUUGCCACGAAUACUUUGGAC
Molecule: messenger RNA, 581 nt
Organism: Alternaria rosae
Lineage: Eukaryota; Fungi; Ascomycota; Dothideomycetes; Pleosporales; Pleosporaceae
Exons: 1
Coding region: 24-395 (123 amino acids)
Source: RefSeq, a predicted model, not a curated record